This is a messenger RNA of Bipolaris maydis ATCC 48331, 864 nucleotides long. RefSeq lists its product as uncharacterized. Gene Ontology annotation, biological process: protein localization to kinetochore; attachment of mitotic spindle microtubules to kinetochore. Lineage: Eukaryota; Fungi; Ascomycota; Dothideomycetes; Pleosporales; Pleosporaceae. The record is from RefSeq and is a predicted model, not a curated record. Gene Ontology annotation, cellular component: kinetochore.
AUGGGACCCAAAAGGAAGUCUGCGGUUCCGACACCAGCAUCAGCGUUGGAACAGUUACAGCAAUCACAGUCACUCAAGCUUCUGGCCAUUGCGGAGACACUGGCUCCAAAAGAUCUCCCUCAAACUGGGAAGAAGCGCAACUCUGCAGCAUCUGAGGAUAGCGAACAGAAUAGUGACACGCAUCCUGCAGCCCUCGAAGCCGAUUUGUUACAUUACAAGGAACUAUUCAGCAAACUCCGCUUCAGUUAUGUCGAACAAGUCACUAAAGAAAAGUUCUUACGCAGCAUCACCGAGAACCCGCCUCGUCUCGUUGACGCUCACGAGAACGAUGAGAAGGAAAAGGAGAUACUGGGCCUGAAGGCAGAGCUCAAGAAGCGCAAGUUGGAGGUGGCCGACAUCUUGAAGCAGUUGGAGGGCAAAGGCAAAGAGCUCGCAAUACGCUACGAGGGCGUGCAAUUACGGACACAACAGCUUGAGUCUCUUCCAAGUGAGAUUGAAGGGCUGGAGGCGAACAUUGAGCGAUUGAAGCACGAACAAGCGCCAGCCUCAACCAAUCCCGAGCUUGCUCUUCCGCUUCCUGAAACUCAGCGAGUGCUCAGCGAACGAGAGACAGAGCUCGCAGCUCUUAACGCACAGAUUGCCAGUCUCCAGGCCACCAUUCCGAACCGAGGCAGAGACUUGGAGAAGCUGGAGCGUGAGCUGCGGCCACUAGAGACACAAAAGCAGGGGACGGUAGCGGCGGCCAGAGAAGCUCAGAGGAGGAGGGAAGAGGGUGGCGGUAUAGGGGACGAAUUGGAGGAGCGAGGCAGGUGGCUCCGGGCAUCUGAAAAGGCACUAGAGGAGAUGCUAGAGGUAGAGGGGUGA